Lottia gigantea (owl limpet) is the source of this 4316-nucleotide messenger RNA. RefSeq lists its product as hypothetical. Gene Ontology annotation, molecular function: protein binding. The record is from RefSeq and is a predicted model, not a curated record. Bases 288 to 4316 code for a protein of 1342 amino acids. NCBI's taxonomy places the organism in Eukaryota, Metazoa, Mollusca, Gastropoda, Lottiidae. The transcript has 17 exons.
CACGAGAUAAACAAGAGGAAUUAUUAUAACUACUGAUAUUUGACUGAACAAUGCGAUUUGACUUUUAGCAUUCAUUAGAACAGAAAGUUUGAAAUACAAGUCAACAUGGAGGGCAAUGAAGAUUUAGUGAAAACUGUACCACUAUCAUCAGUUUGUAAGAUAGAUACUAUCAGCAAAGAAGAUAAACCAACAGAAGAACCAGCAUCUAAUAAACCUAUUCCACAAGAACAUAAUCAACUUACUAGCUUACUGUCUCAAAUACCUAAAAAAGCUCAAAGAGAUUGUUGAUGCAGUGUGAUUUGAUAUUAACAUGUGUAGAUGUCACUGAUGAUUAUAUAGCAUUAGGUACUAAUAUUGGACUGGUAUUUCUUUAUAACAGAAUCAAACAAACUAUGGAAAGACUUAAAACUGAUUCUACAAUGGAUGUUAUUACCUGUGUAAAGUUACAUCAUGGUUUAGAUUAUCAAUUAGCUAUGGGUCUAUCAUCUGGUUAUAUUAUAAUCUAUCUACUACCUUCUAAAGCAUUAGAUAAAAAUAAAACAUUACAGAAGGUUGAUAUUAAAGAUGUACAUCUAGUAGGUAUAACAUAUAUUGAAUGGAGUACUAAUGGUAUGAAACUAUUCUCCGGUGAUAAAAAUGGAAGAGUUUUUGUGACUAAUGUUGAUUUCUAUACUAGUGAGUUUAAGUCUGAAAUAUUAUUAGAUGAAGAUAAAUCAGAUAGUGAAAUAAUUCAGAUAAAUUAUGAUCAUAAAGCUGUAUUGAUAUCUACUAAAUAUAGAAGUCAAGUUGUUAGAACAGAUCUGGAACAUUCUAAACCAGUACAAAUUGGUGUGCAGGACAGGAAAAUAACUGGUAAUUUUGGAGCUUGUUUUAUACCUGAGAUGUGUAAACCAAGUGAUGCUAAACUCUAUGCCUGCCGUCCUGGUAGUCGUGUAUGGUUAGCUAAUAUAGGUGGAACUGUUCUUAAUACCUUUAUAUUUAAAGAUGUUCUGUCAGACACCAAUCCUAUCAUUCCAAUUAAAACACUAGAGAAGAAUAAGAAUGCUGAUACUAGAUUUGGGAGAGUGUAUAUGUAUCAGGACAAUGAGAUAUUAACAUAUAAUAAUAACACAAUGUUCAUUAUUGAACCAUCUACUAGCCAAAUAAUAGGUGUUCAAGAUAAAAUAGGUGAAAUAAUUGAUUUAGCUGUCAAUCGUGAUGAGAUAUUUGUUUUAAGAAAAAACACUGAGUUGGCAUUAAUAAGAUUAGCUUAUAAACCAGAAGAAAUGAAGCAUACAGUCAAUUUACCCCUGACUCAUCCAACACCUAGUCCCAAAGAUGCAAGUCCUUCUCACACUCCAGCUACAGCCAGUUUCACUAAACUCAAUGAAAGUGCUAAAGGUUUUUUCCAAAAGAAUGUCUUUGAUAAAUUCAAGCAUUUAGAUUUCAAACAUGGUUCUCGAAACUUACCAGAAGAAAGCUCAGUGAAAUCAUUAAUUGAUGGUGAAGAAGGUCAAGUCGUUUCUCCUGAUUUACCACCAGUAGUUCAACUUAAAACACCUGAUUUAACAGGUCUUCAGAUCUUUCCUGACAGAGAAGCUUCACCUUCACCAGAAAAAAUUCCAUCUAAUACUUCAUCCCCCACUAAAAUGCCUUCAACCAUACAAUCUCCAGAACAAGUCAAGCUACAAGUAUCAACAGAAGAUCGUUCUAGACCAGUAACACCAGUCUUUAUUAAUGAAAAUCUAUCUAAUCUAGAUAGUCAGAUAUCUCAAUCCAGUUCAGCUUCUAGUUCCUCUCAACGCUUAGUUGAUAAUGAUAUUGUGUUUAGUCAUAAAGUUAAAAAAAAGAAGAAAAGAGGAAAAGCAGAAAAAUUGAAAGAAAGAGAUGAUGAUUCUGAUGAAAAAGUCUCCAUAAAAUCAACAGAGAGUAUGACUAAUUUAUCAUCUUUAGACAGUGAACAGAAGACCUCCUUUUCUAGCUUAGUCAAUGAUGGCUCACCAACCAGUGAUAAGGGAUUAAAUGCAUUAAGUCGAGCUGAUGACAUUUUAAAACGUUCUUUAGCAAUUCUAAAAACUGAUGAACCAUCCAUUGACACUAUUAAUUUGGAGAAAAACAAAGUGGAGAAAUCCGAUCCAAAAACAAAUUCUACACCGGCUGCUAAUGCGACUGAAAAAAGAGUAGAAAAAAAUGCAGAAAAAACUGAAGUGAAAUUGGAUCAGUUCAAAGUGAAUAAAAAAGACAAUGCCAUUGUGGCAUCAGAACCAAGUAAAGUUCAGGAAUCUAAACCAUCAACAAGUAAAACUCAACAUCCAAAUGAAAAUAAACCAGAAGAGAAGGCUCCUGUCCUAAGUCCUUCAGUGAAAGAUGCAACCACCAGAGACAGCACCUCUGAUUAUUCUGAUGAUAUUUACUCAAUUUAUAAAAAUCCUUAUUCUGAUUCUAGUUUUAGUUCUGUAUCUAGUCCUCAAACCUCCAUUUUGUCUCCUGAAACUGAGGCUUACCUGUCACAACCAUCUGCCUCUAAACUAGAACCCAGGAGAUUAGAAUCUGUGGAAGGGAAAAUGGAUUUAACUGUGAAUAUAUUUGAUGAAGUGUCUACAGGAGCUAAUACCUACAGUUUGUGUGUAUCAGAAACUCAUAUUUGGUUCACUGAUAAAUCAGAAAAUAUUUACUAUAGUAGUGUUUUAGGUCCUAAAAUUGUUUGGCGUAAGGCUGCCGGUACAGCAAGCCAAGUUGCUGUGUCAUCUAAAGGACAUAUUGUGUGGAGGUUACAUAAGAACGUGGCAUUUGCAGGUACAAAACUGACAUCUAAGAGACCUGAAGGUUUGAAAUGGGUAGAAGCUGUAAGAGAUGUAGCCUAUGUAGCUGUGGAUGAUUUCACUGCAUGGUAUAUUAAAGUUGAUGGUAAUAUAAUGUUUCAGAAAGGAUUAAGUAAAGAUAGACCAUGUUUUAAGUCUAUACCUAUACCAUGUGAAUAUAAUAUCAAACAGAUAGCAUGUUAUAAUGGUGUAGUGUGGGCUAUUACUAAUGAUAUGAAGUUAAUCUAUAGACAAGGUAUUACAGUAGAUUGUAAAGAAGGAACAUCUUGGGAAUUUGUUGAUUGCGGUGUAGAUUCGUUAUUAUUUGGUCAUGUUAUAUUAGAGAAGAAUAAUGGCUGGGCAGUAGAUGUAUUAGGUGGUAUAUGGUUUGUAUCAGAGGUUACUAAAGACAAUCCUAUGGGUAAUUGUAAAUGGUACCAGGUACCAACUAAUGAAUAUUUCCUUCAAGAAUCUACAACAUUAGAUAAUUUGAAAUCAUUAGCUAGUAAAUUAGAUCCUCAGAAAUUAAGUUAUUUAAUCAGUUCAAAUCGUGGUGGAUUAAUAGCAGUGAAUAAAUCUGGCGUCUGGGUUUGUCCUGAAUAUAAAAAUAUUCUUCACGUUUGUCGAGGCAAUAUACAAGGUUUUAGAUGGAGUGAAUGUCCUCCAAUAGGAAUGGCUACAUCAACAGCCUGGAAACAUGUUUGUGCUAAUCUCUUGGAUAUAGAAUGGGGUCUAGUAUGGGCACAACAACCAAAUGGUGAUAUGUAUACAUUUCCACCAACUACUAGAAGUGCUAGUAUGGUAGCUUUAUCACCAAUGAUGAUAUGUUUAACUGGUUGUAAAGAUACUGUUUGGGGUUUAACUGUGGAAGGGCAAGUGGUAGCUAGAUGUGGUAUGGGCAGAUAUUGUCCACAAGGUUCAAAUUGGAUGACAUUAAAUUUAUCUCAGUUAGGUGAUGCUCAUCUGAUCCAUAUAAGUUGUAAUAAUCAGUAUAUAUGGGCAGUAGAUGCUAGUGGAAUGGUAUAUCAGAGAAUAGGUUCUAAGGCACCAACAAAUCAAGAACUAAGUCCUGUAUGGUUACCAUUAGAUUCAUUCAGUGGUAUUGUGUUUAAUCAUAUAGCUGUUGGUUUCAAUGAUUGGAUGGUGUGGGCAACUGAUAGUAAAAAGAUGGUUUAUGUUAGAUUGGGUAUUACUGAGAAUUUACCUAUUGGUAAAGAGUGGCGUCAAGCACCAGGUAUACAUGCUGUUAAACUGUCUAUCAGUAAAACUGGUGUGUGGGCAUUAAACCAACAGAAUGAAAUAUUCUAUAGAUAUGGUAUAACAGAGAGAAAUGUUCUAGGUGAUUAUUGGAAAAAAGUUCCUGGUCUCUGUACUUGUAUAUCAGUAUCACCUAAUGAUGAACUAUGGGGAGUCAAUAACAAUGGUAGUUUAUUACAGUGUCAUUCCAAAUUUUUACAGAGACAGGAAAAAGUAGAUGAGAUUGUAUUAAGAACACUGAGUGUUGGAAGUGAUGAGGGUGAAUGGGAACUUGUUUAA